AUGCCUCUUCUUCCAACUGUAGCAAUCGCCGGCGCGACUGGUAAUCUCGGCACCAAAGUUGCUGAGGGGUUUCUCCAACAGCCAUUUCGCGAUAGGUUCCAUGACAUCAUAGUCCUAGCACGCUCCCAUUCACCCAAGGCCGAGAAUCUCGUGAAACACGGCGCAUCACUACGUCUAUAUACCGAGGAGAACUUGCAAGAGGCACUGGCUGGGGUCGAUGUCCUUAUCAACACUGUAGGCCCCAGUGGUCAUCACUUCAAGGAAAGCCUUCUUCGCAGCAUUCCUGGUUCAAGCGUGAAGCUCUAUUUCCCUUCCGAGUUUGGUGUCGAUCAUUAUGUGCACGACUUUCCACACGAAGAAUGGGACGCCAAGAAGGCGCCCUUCCAGCUUGCAUCAGAGCUCAUCUCCGACAGAAGCAUAUGCCGCGUCUAUGCUGGCCUAUUCCUUGAGGACUCAAUCGGUCCGUGGUUUGGCUUCGAUACCAAAGGGGGCAGAUAUGAGGCUAUAGGGGACCCUGCGCAGAAGACUUCGUACACGAGUAUGUACGACGUUGGCAAGGCAAUCGCCAUACUCGCAAGUCAACCAGUCGGUACCAUACGACCUGAGGUGUGUUUCAGCGGUGACUGCAAGUCCAUGACUGAGAUAGCAGAGAUCAUGGAAGCGAACGGGGCAGAUCGUGUUCAAGUGACGAGUGUGCCGCUUGAAAAAUACAAGGCCAGUGUACUGGCGAAGCCAUCGCCUACGCCAGAGCGGUAUCUACGGUUCUUGAUGGGCGAGGGCAAGAUCAACCAUUCUAAUGAUGGGAUAGAUUAUAGUCUGAAGGUCGAUGAUGCCGAGGAGAAUGCCACUUCGGCUUGA
Messenger RNA from Fusarium subglutinans, 858 nucleotides. RefSeq names its product isoflavone reductase family. The coding region runs from base 1 to 858 and encodes 285 amino acids. The transcript has 3 exons. NCBI's taxonomy places the organism in Eukaryota, Fungi, Ascomycota, Sordariomycetes, Hypocreales, Nectriaceae. The record is from RefSeq and is a predicted model, not a curated record.